AUGCCACCUAAGAGAAAAUCACGUACUGGAGCCACGCCUGUUCGUGGAGAAGGUCGUACCACCCGUUCGUCAGCGAAAAAGGCGAAAGCAGAUCGUACCGAUUCGGAAGGGUCUGUAUCUUCUGACGAGGAGAAACCGUUCGAUAAAGGAAAGUUUAUGAGCGUGAUGAGAUACGAUUUUGAUGAUCUACUUACCAGUGAUCGCUUUGAGCAUCCGGACUUGAUGGGCAGAAUAGAACCUCACGAAUUUAAUCUCGAAUACUACGAACAAUCUCGUCUAGCAACACCACUCGUUUUUGACUGUGAUCCUCAUGAACUGGGAAUGAAAGUGCCAAAAGCCGACGAGUUUUCCGUCGAUGACGUUCUACGCCUCGUUGGUGGUGAUCGAAUGAUUGAAGUGGUUGAAGUUAGCGGUCAGACGAGCGUUAAAAUGACGUUACAGGACUUCAUUGAUUACUACAAAACUCCUAAACCCGAGCGAAAGACGCUGUAUAACGUGCUGUCGCUGGAAUUCUCCAACACGGAAAUGGAGGACAUUAUACAGUCACCUGAACUUGUUCGUCAAGUGGAUUGGGUUGACAAUCAUUGGCCGGAUGCUCUACGUCAACGAUACAUUACUUUCAAUAAGAAAGGCCAUUACACUCUUCAUCACACUUAUCCAAAAGUGCAGAACUACUGCCUCAUGAGCGUUGAACGUUGCUACACUGAUUUUCAUGUGGAUUUUGGUGGUACAUCAGUAUGGUAUCAUGUGCUAAAGGGUCAAAAGAUUUUCUGGAUGAUCGAACCGAGCCCUACAAAUAUUCGGCUUUAUGAAGAGUUUGUGAAAAAUCCCGAACAGACUGGUUUCUUUGGGAAUGUGGUCGAUAAAUGCUGCCGAGUUGUAUUGAAUCCAGGUACAACGACGAUAAUUCCUUCAGGAUGGAUCCAUGCAGUCUAUACUCCAUCAGACAGUCUAGUUUUUGGUGGAAACUUCCUCCAUUCACUCCGGUCUGAAAUGCAAAUCCAAGUCUAUCUCAGUGAGAACCGUAUCAAUAUAACGAAAAAGUUUCGAUUUCCGUACAUAGAAGAGCUCAUGCUAUAUGUAAUUGCGGAUUUUGUCCUGAAAUGCACAGGACGUCGCUACGUUCGACCGGCUCGUCUUGAUAAUGCGAGGUUUGACUAUGUGGGUAAAAUCUGGAAACAAAAAGGAAACCACAGGAAAGUGAUUAAUUACAACGAUUAUAUGAGCGGUGGCAUCCAGCUGGAGCCAAAAGAUCUUGCGGCUGUCGACAAUCAAUCCGAGAUACAAGAUAAUGGCGUAGUCAACGUGAUAGCCAUGCAUGCUGAAAACACUUUGCUCUACAACACCGCCGCUGCUGCCACUGCUGCAGCGACAGCGGCAUCUGCACAAAAAAUACAAGCGGCUGACGAAAACCUUGAAGUCGAAGAAGAGAGCCCAGACGAGAAGACCGACCAACAGACUAAUGACAAUACAAAUACAUCCCUACCUCAUCAUACGGAUCCAACCAUUUUUUACCAUGAAGCGUCGAUUUUCCACGAUUUAUAUGGAAGAUCAACUAGCGAUCAUCGCAAUCCAAUUGGUGAAGAACCUGUUAUAGAGUACAAUCAAGCUGAACUCGACCGAAUCUCACAUCUACUUCUACCGGAAUAUGAACGUCUCUGUGAAUAUUUGCGUAAAAAGCGGCUUCUUGAUGUCGCUGAAGGCAUUACGCAACCGGCCAGCCUACUGAACUGUUUCCACUGUAUUCUGGAAAGGAGGAGACAACAAUUGGUCGAGAUGAACCUACUACCGGCGGUUACACCGAAUGAGAAGAAACAAAAAAGAACGUACAGGAGACAGUCUCAAGGCACUCCAAAAACACCACGAACUGUGAAAUCACGCCAAAAUAGUGCCAGAGCAAGCGAAGAACAAGAGGAUCACGAUGAGUCGCACAUCGAUGCAGCAACAGCAGCAGCUGACAGUGAAGGAAAUAUGGAUAUGGCAGCGAACAUUGUAAAAGAUGAACAAAGCUUUGAAGAUACUGAAAUUAAGCAGGAAAACGAUGGUGACCUGGAGGAUGAGAAUAUCACGAAACCAUCUACUUCAUCACGAAAGCGUGAAUUAGAUGAGGAUUAUGAAGAAGCCGAUGCUCAGGCUGAAGCGGAGGAUGAUGACGACGAAGAUUAUCAAGAAAAGCCCAAGAGGAAGUCACACAAGGAGAAGAAAAGGAGGGAAAAACCUGAAAAGAAACCGAAAGAACCAAAAGAGAAGAAAACGCCAAAACGAAGGUCUUCACUAUCAUUUGAAGAUGCGCUGGGAGGAACACCUAAGAGCUCGAAGAAGAAACAUGAUCCGAAGAAAGACAAGCCAAUGUUUGUUGGCGGUUUGCCAAUGGCUGCAAUUCAGGAAGGUCCAGUUGUGCCAAACGCUUAUAAUUAUGACCCCAUGGCUGAAAUAAUGAAGCUAGGAACUGGUCAACUGCAGAGUGCCUACAGAAAGUCUAAGAUGAAUAUUUCACCGCCGAAAGAUAAGAAAAUUUAUAAGUUGGAGCCGAAGCACCAUGACGAAGAUAAUACCAGCAACAAUGUGGAAAAGGAGAAGAAGCCAGAACCUCCUCGACCACCCGUGAUUUCGCCACUUAGUGUAAAUACGCGACGUCUCAGUGAUGGAGCCCCACAGCGACCUAGCCCCACUCUCGCACCUCCUCCUCGUGUUGGUUUUAUGCCACGACUUCAUGACGUGAGCCCUUCCACUGCUUCUGCAUCAUCAAAAUCUCCGAUGACUUCACCAGCACCAAGAAGAAUUCAUACAGCCAGCGUAGAUGGGGUGCAGAGAUCUCCCGCUGAAUUCAGCCCAGCUCUAAACCGUCCAUCUCGUGGAUCAUUCAGCGAAUUUGGUCGAACUGCUGUACCCGGUCAGGUUUCUCCAUCGGCACGAAACGGUGCACCACAUCCAUCACCACAACCAAACCCUGCGCCAAUCUCGUCGUACGGCUCGCCAAGACUGUCCACAACGAAGCCUCACAUCUCUCCUGAUUCCACGCUGCGCGAUGAAGGACGUGCUCCCGCCAGGCCUCAGGACGUGAGGAAAGCGCGAUUUGCGGACAAUCCUGUGUCGGAAAUAUCACCACCACCUGCCUCCACCACUCCACCGUUCAUGCCUUCUCCUGCACCAGUACUGAGAUCUCCUGAUCAACCGCCGGCGUUCAAUGCUACGACUCCAACAACGUUAUCAUCGUCGUCAACAGCACAGCCGGUAGCUGUGACUGCUCCGCGAAUCCCAAUGAAACAGGCCUUGGUUCAGUUGGGGCAAAUAGUCAAGGAACUAAACGAGUGGUUGAUGAGCCUAGACCUUUUCCGAGAACUGACUCCUGUGGAAGAACUCGAAAUACAAGCGAAGUAUCUGGAUAGGUGUAAGGAAAAAUUCGUCUACAAAAAGCCAGUUGGCAUUGCGGUGUACUUUCGUGAGCCGCUUGCCUCAGCGCGGGUUGAGAAUAAGAAGGAACUAGAAGAAGCUCCCCAGCAAACCAUGAAAAGGAGGUAUACAGCUGCUGUCGUGGUUCUUGGUGACAUUGGACGAAGCCCACGUAUGUGUUACCAUGCAUACUCGUUAGCAACACAACUGAACUACGACGUAAAGCUCGUCGGAUAUUUGGACUCCAUCCCACAUCCGUUGAUCCACAGUAAUGAACAUAUCAAAUAUGUUCCUCUGGCACCACCACCUGAUCGUAUCACGAAACUUCCCGAGAUGUUGCAAUUACCAUUGAAAUUUAUUUGGACUUUCAUUGUUUUAUCAUGGGCAUUAUUAUUCAGGACUGGCUGGGACGUCAAGCUAAUACUGAUGCAAAAUCCGCCAGCGUUGCCGACAAUGUUUGUUUGUUGGGUGGUUGCCCGUCUAAAAUCCGCGAAGUUUGUCAUUGACUGGCACAAUUACAUGUGGUCGGUGAUAAAAGAUAAAAGUGGCAUUGAUCACUUAUCUCUACCACGACUCAUAGACGAUGGUUCUGAAGGAAAGGACUCCACCAGAGAUAAUGGGGUUAGACGCAAAGCGACUAGAGAAGAAAGAGACGCAGCAGCUAUAGCGUCCAGAAGAAAACCCCAUAACAGUGGUGAAAAGAAAGAACGGAAAUCUUUUAAAAGAAGUUAUAUUGAAUGGGUAUACCGGUGGGAAGGAGCUUGUGGGCGACGCGCUGACGCUGGCCUCUGUGUAACUCGAGCAAUGCGUGAAGAUCUGCAACGUGCCUGGGGUGUACAUGCGGCUGUGUUCUAUGACAGACCUCCUAGUUGCACGUUUAAGGAGUUUACGGUAAACGAUAAACACGAGCUGCUUAUGCAGCUUGGACUAGGUGAGAACGGACACAUUUUCGGCGCUAAUCCUGCAGAAGAUACAACUCGCUUCUCUAUUCGUGAUCCAUCCACGCGUGAAGUACACUUUCGGGAUGAUCGCCCUCUGCUUGUCAUUUCAUCCACUUCAUGGACACCAGAUGAAGAUUUUCAAAUUUUAUUGGAUGCUGCGAAAAAAUACAAUGAUGUGGCCGCGAUCAGUAGAAGCACGUCACCGGCUACUCGACUGCCCAUAAUAGUGCUCGUAAUCACCGGACGUGGACCAUUGAAAGAGUUUUAUAUGGAGAAGAUCCAACGAAUGAAAAUGGACUACGUUGAGGUUCAUACACCAUGGUUGGAGUCCGAAGACUAUCCACUAAUGAUUGCUACAGCUGAUCUAGGGGUGUCGCUGCAUACCAGCACUUCCGGUCUCGACUUACCAAUGAAAGUGGUUGACAUGUUUGGAGCUGGGAUUCCAGUGCUAGCUAAACGAUUUAAUUGUAUUGGUGAGCUGGUACAGGAUGGCCAGAAUGGGCAUUUGUUUGACACGGCGACAGAUCUUUUCCAGCAUCUGUACGCAUUGGCUACAGGAUUCCCCACUCAUUGCAAGAAGUUGGAUCAACUGAAGCAAUUCGUAACGGAUGAUACUUUACCGUCAUGGGAAGAGAAUUGGGCCACAGUAGCAAAGCCCAUCCUAGCACCGAAUCUAGAUCCUCAUUUCGAGCGUGUAAUGGCUAGAGAACCUGCAGAGCAAGAAUAG
Molecule: messenger RNA, 5061 nt
Organism: Necator americanus (New World hookworm)
Lineage: Eukaryota; Metazoa; Nematoda; Chromadorea; Rhabditida; Ancylostomatidae
Exons: 50
Coding region: 1-5061 (1686 amino acids)
Biological process (GO): regulation of transcription by RNA polymerase II; protein demethylation
Cellular component (GO): endoplasmic reticulum
Molecular function (GO): histone demethylase activity; transcription coregulator activity; mannosyltransferase activity
Source: RefSeq, a predicted model, not a curated record